Messenger RNA from Lottia gigantea (owl limpet), 419 nucleotides. RefSeq lists its product as hypothetical. The record is from RefSeq and is a predicted model, not a curated record. The transcript is spliced from 3 exons. The coding region runs from base 39 to 350 and encodes 103 amino acids. Lineage: Eukaryota; Metazoa; Mollusca; Gastropoda; Lottiidae.
UCAAUACAAAUAACAGAUACAAAACGUACUACUCUAAAAUGAUUUCCUACGUGAGUUUAUUUCUGAUGGCUGUAAUAAUUGCCUCGACACAAGCUUCUGAUGGGGUUGAAAGAGAUGACGGAUUUUAUCGUCAACCAUUUAGAGGAUUCGGUCAGCCAGGCUUCAACCAACCGUUUGGUGGAAACUUUUUCAACCCCUUCAACCAAGGAUUCUUUGGAGGUGCUGGGAGAUUCUUGGGAGGUGCUCCUAGAUUUUUAGGUGGUGCUCCUGUUUUUGGUGGAAAUCCAUUUUUUGGUGGUAAUCAAUUCUUUGGAAGAGGACGCGGGGGAUUCGAUUCCAGAAAAAAAUGAAUAAUUUUAACAUCACACAUUUCCAUUUUAUAAUUCAAUUUUCAUACUUAAUAAAAAAUUAUCAUCACU